Messenger RNA from Nerophis lumbriciformis (worm pipefish), 824 nucleotides. Its product is annotated as beta-galactoside-binding lectin-like. Gene Ontology annotation, molecular function: laminin binding; galactoside binding; carbohydrate binding. NCBI's taxonomy places the organism in Eukaryota, Metazoa, Chordata, Actinopteri, Syngnathiformes, Syngnathidae. The record is from RefSeq and is a predicted model, not a curated record.
CCUGGGAUGUCACUCAAAUGGAAAGGACACUCCCACUCCCCAUAAAACUGUUGAGGCCAACCCGGCCCAGCCCUGAUCUCACUUCUUCUUCUCAGCUACUCAUCACCAGUGACUACAUCCACUUUCACAAUGGCAAGCAUGAUUGUUCAGAACAUGUCCUUCAAAGUUGGGCAGACCUUGACUAUAGUCGGAAAGCCGCAGCCUAAUGCUACACAUUUUGCAUUGAAUAUCGGCCCCAACGAGAAGGACAUUACCAUGCAUAUCAACCCACGGUUCAACGCCAGCGGAGAUCAGAACGCCGUGGUGUGCAACUCUUACCAGAACGGCAAAUGGUGUGAGGAGCACCGGGAGGGAGGCUUCCCAUUCCGCCAGGGCGAGGAGUUUAAGAUCACUAUUUUGUUCACACCGGCGGAGUUCCUGAUCACUUUGUCGGACGGCUCUAAAAUCCAUUUUCCCAACCGUAUGGGUGCAGAGAAGUACUCCGUCAUCAAGGUCGGAGGAGAUGUUCGCAUCACCAGCCUCGAGAUUAAAUAAACCACAGCCAUUGUAGGAUUAGCAAUGCUUGCAUUAAGCCUUUUAUAUUUUGAAACUCAUAUUUAGCACAAUAAACCCACCAGUUUUAGUGUGAACUAUUCAAUAAUUUAGCCCAUUUGCAUAUAAAGGAUGUAGAAGUAGACAACAUUGCAUGUCAUUAUUCUACCAUUGACUGAAAAUUAAAUCCAUUUAUUACAGUUGUAAUUGUACACAACUGUAACGAUAAACAUUCCACAUUUGUACCAACGCUUGCAUUUAAUAAGAGCAAUAAAGCAACAUUUUAAACAAAA